Molecule: messenger RNA, 2514 nt
Organism: Fusarium vanettenii 77-13-4
Lineage: Eukaryota; Fungi; Ascomycota; Sordariomycetes; Hypocreales; Nectriaceae
Exons: 6
Coding region: 1-2514 (837 amino acids)
Biological process (GO): protein phosphorylation
Molecular function (GO): ATP binding; protein kinase activity
Source: RefSeq, a predicted model, not a curated record
AUGUCGUCAAGAUACGUCAAGGAACGCCUCGAUAUUCAGUACCCGCGCGUGGAAAUACUCGGGUCUUACCUGACCAAGUGGUUCGGCAACAACUAUCACAUUUGGCUCCGGAAUGGGAAGAUUACGCUCAGCAUACCUCGGCAUCUUGCCGAUAGUGAGAGGGACGCACUCAGGGCGGCAAAUUAUCAUUCACAGUAUGAUCGCCAAAAUAGAGCGAUAAGACUAGAAAGCCUACCAUCUCGCAACCCGGCCAUCACCCAUACAGGCCGUUCGGCGAAAGAGAGCGACGCGCACAAAACCAACAGCGAGGGGGGAUUCGAGCCAAAUGAAGACUUGGUCACUCCAGAUAUUAACACGAUUCCGUUGUUCCGACCAGCGUCCCAGAAAACUGUCCAGGGUUUUGAACAAGUUGUCUUCGAAUUGGAGCAAUCUGACACGUACAAAAAAGGAAACAAGAUACAGAGCGGUUUCUACUCAUCCCGUCUAGAAGUCGGCGAGACAUCCAGCGUGUUUGAUAUAAAAAGUCACAUUCUGUUGUCUGUAGAUCAGCCUGGGCGGUUACAGGCGGACAGAGUCGUUCAAAAGGCAUCUAUCCUACAUCCUCCUUUUAAGCCAGCAGUCAUCAUCAAGAAUGAUAUAGAUCAUCCCCACAUAGUGGAGACACUCGUCGCCUUUAGAUACGAGGAGAACGGAGAGCAGUACUUUAACUUCAUGUUUCCACUAGCCUUUGGGAAUCUCAAAAGGCUCUUUCGUGGGAGUUAUGAUGAUGAUAUCGAACUUCAGAGACGUACCCGAGACUCGCUUUGGGAUCAAUUUGCUGGGCUCUCAAGUGCGGUAGCCUACCUCCAUGAUUCGAUUCAGAUGGCCCACCGCGACAUCAAGCCCUCCAACAUCUUGAUCUAUGAGACACCAUCACCUAAGGGGAGCUUGAUUCUGAAACUGACGGACUUUGGCCUGGCGAUCGAUCUCUCCAAAGCUCCGACCUGGGAAGUUGGCAGUCGUGCCCUGCAAUCUGCAUGGGAAUACGACUCACCCGAGAGUCGAACAAGAUCACCCAACGUCGGGUCAAAGAAUCCGAUUGGCGAAAGAUUCGAAAUUCCAUCAGCUACAGACUUAUUGGCCAACGACAUCUGGAAGCUGGGGUGUGUCUUUACUGAGAUCGUGGCCUUUCUUGUGUGCGGAGGCUCGGCGGGCGUGGCCGGCUUUAGGGAUCACAUCACUACUACUGGAAACAAGAUAUCAUCCGACGUGUUCAAUGACACUCGCUUUGAUGAUGAUGAAAAGGUGAAGGAUCAGGUUCUUGAGUGGAUAGAUCGCAUGGCUCGCAGGGAUUCCCGAGCAAAACAGCUUCAGCCUAUCCUUGGUCAAAUGCUAGCCAAAUCUGCCAAAAGGCCUACCAUAAAAGAGGUUUGCGAAGAACUGGUCAAGGAAACGACAUUCAUCCCUGCAAAUCACACAAAUCCUCUCUCUCGAACCGAAAAGCUUAAACUCAUUAUCGAGGAGCGGAUCGGACGGCGGGUAGAUUGGUGGCCAUUUCCUCGCCCACGGCCAAAGCUGAGACCUGACCAAUUUUUAAUGACGUGGGAGUGGCAAGGAAUUGAACUUUGCAUGUCGCUCUCUCAGGAUGAACUCAACCGCUACAAGUCAAUGUGUUCGCCAAUAACCACCAACCGAAUUCCACUCCUCCCAGUGGCGAAUCCGUCGACCAGUUCCUCACGACAUGUACCUGCAACUGUACCUUCGAAUGCUGCUUUCCGAUCCGGGGGCACCAAUAGCCCGCCUACGCUUGGUAAUGUCGCUCUCGGGGGCGCCGCUGUCCGAUCUUCAGCGGCACUACCAACUCCAGUUCCCACGAAAGACAUGUAUUGGUGUGUCGAAAAGACUUUUACAGAGCCAACUGAAAACCACCUGUUCCCCAUUCUCAACUCAGAGACCUUACAUGACGACGAGGAGUUGUACCGACAAGUCAACAAAGCUAUUCGCUCAGCAUGUGGCUGGAUUGGGUUGCUUUUCUCAUGGAAGCGAUGUACGGCGGUCGAUUUCAUCGAGUUUUGUGUUGUGUGGAAGCAUGGUAGCCAGGUCGAUCCCAUGAAAGUCGGGCUUCUUCCUCCCAGUUCUGCUCAAGACUAUACACACUCCGUUCCCAACCCACACGAUGUCCAUAUGAGAGCCGCAGGGAAGCAGAUUGUGGGAGGACUCAGGUCUCCAAUGAAAGGGAGAGGCGACACGACCAUCACUGCCAUGCUACCCAAGAAGCUCAACCCUCCUCCAUUCGCCAGAGAGAUGGGCCAGGUCGGCUGGGGAUUACACGUCAAGAUGAGUUUCUCAGCAUGGAGAUUCAUUUAUUGGCUCAUUCUUUGCUUUGUCCUGAACUUUGUCUUCGUGGCCCUUUGGCUAGUUUACAUCACUCACACGGACCUGCAAAAUGCCUUCGUGCCGGCCACCAUCAGCACGGCUGCUCUCACUUUCGGGUUGUUUGUCAUUCAAAUGUCGGAAAUGAGACGGAGUCAAUGA